GCAAGAGUUACAACAGGGCAACACAGGAUCUGGGCAUGGACAUGGUGGACCAGUUACCUGGCCACUCUACACGAAAUAAUCAGACGCUCAGACAAAACAAACACUUGACUCUACGCUAAACCCUGGUCUAGAAGAUCGAAAUGCCUACAAGCCAAACUAGAUCUAGGGCGAGAGACCGGAACAACGUACUGAACAGAGCGGAGUUCAUGUCUCUCCAGCAGCCGCUGAGAAGCAGCAGUAACGCCGAAGCUCGUGCGCGGAGGCCGUCACACAAACAGCCGCAGUAUGCACACGCAAGCGGCGGAGACGGCAUGCAGCAGGAGUCGGGAGACAGCAGCAAGGACAGAAAAGAGCUCCCGGAGGAGGACUGCAUGCAGCUCAACCCAUCCUUCAAGGGCAUCGCGAUGAACUCUCUGCUAGCCAUAGAUAUCUGCAUGUCAAAGCGACUCGGCGUGUGCGCGCAUGCGACAUCGUCAUGGGGCAGCGCGCGCGCCAUGGUCAAACUGCUCGCGCUCACCGGCCACGGCAUCCCGUGGAUAAUCGGCACGCUGGUGUGUCUCACCAGGAGCAACACACUAGCUGGCCAGGAGGUUUUAGUCAAUUUGCUGCUUGCUCUCUUAUUGGAUGUGAUGACUGUGGCAGGAAUGCAGAAGUUGGUGAAACGCAAAGGACCCUGGGAGAUAUCACCCAGUUUCCUUGACUACCUGGCCAUGGACAUCUACUCCUUCCCGGCAGCACACGCAAGCCGUGCAGUCAUGGUGUCUAAGUUCUUGUUAGCACACUUGGUUCUUGCGGUUCCUUUGCGCAUUUUGCUUGUUCUGUGGGCCGUGCUGGUGGGUAUGUCACGUGUACUACUGGGCCGCCACCACCUCACAGAUGUAGGAUGUGGCUUCGCUUUAGGAUUUCUCCAUUACAGUCUAGUGGAGAUGGUGUGGUUGUCUUCCAGCACAUGUCAGGCUUUAAUCUCUAUUGGGACACUUAACUGGAGCCCCCUGUAUUGAUCAGUGUGUGUUUACCUGCAGCCUUUUAAUCAGGCUAAAAUCUGUGGGCCCAGUGCCCAUACUGCAGAGUUACGGUGAUCAUGCAUUUGUGCAUAUCUGGAGAGAAUCUAAAAUAGUUUUGAAACUUGAAAUAAACAUUUUAUUCUCUGCAAAGCUAUAUAGACCUGACAAUUGGGAGGCAGUAGGUAUGCACACAGGCUGAAAAUUUGAUGUAAACACAUCAAGGUCCAUGCAAUGAAUUCUAAUGUUUUGCAUGGUGAUAAGGCAAAAACAUCUUUGUGCAAUGGAUGUGAUUAUUUGCUUUGCUUUUUUGUGUUGUUGCUGUUCUGAGUGAGAGGAUUUUUGCUCAGGGAUUUUUGCAACAGCAAUAUAUUGUGUCAUACAAAAUCUGUUUUAUUUUCAACUGAAUAUCAUUUUAGAAUAAAACUUCAAAUAUUGGAGGUAAAAGGAAAAAAAAGCUUGCUGUCAAGAAAAAAAAUCUACAAUGAAGUAUAUACAUAUGUAUGUACAUUACUGGAGCUCUUUCACAUACCUGCAAGACUUGUGAUUUAUUAUGAGCCUUUGACAGAAGUGCUAUACUGUGUGAGACUGCUGUGUGUUUGGAGGGAGAGAGAGAGCGAGCUGUUACUUUUAUAUUGUUUAUUUAUUAACCUAAAGUAUGCAAGAAUGUUUGAUAGAAAAAUCUAAAUCCAGAAAAACAUAAUGCAUUGUUCCAGUAUAAAUAAUUAUAC
This is a messenger RNA of Neoarius graeffei (lesser salmon catfish), 1732 nucleotides long. RefSeq names its product phospholipid phosphatase 7a (inactive) (gene plpp7a). Gene Ontology annotation, cellular component: nuclear envelope. The coding region runs from base 141 to 1001 and encodes 286 amino acids. Gene Ontology annotation, molecular function: sphingosine-1-phosphate phosphatase activity. The record is from RefSeq and is a predicted model, not a curated record. The transcript has 2 exons. NCBI's taxonomy places the organism in Eukaryota, Metazoa, Chordata, Actinopteri, Siluriformes, Ariidae.